AUGUCAUCGUGUCACGUGACCCGUCGCGAUGACAACGCGGCAACAAACUGCCACGUGACUGACUGGGAGGCUGAAUCCGCAUCGGAACUACACAAUAAUUUACGAUCAGGAAGAUCCCGACCCUUGGAGCCCAUGACCCUUGAACAACGAGCGCUCCAUGGCCCCCAUCUGCCUCAAAUUCCCCCGCAAUUCGGGGUGUCGGCACCAGAAAAGCCUUUCCAUAAGUCCGAGAAGCCAGAAUCCUGGUACUCUAUACUCACCACGACUGGUUGCAGUAAGCCGGGGACGACAUCAAUACCCCCACAUCGCGGCAAAACAUUAGUCAAGUUUUGA
This is a messenger RNA of Paracoccidioides lutzii Pb01, 333 nucleotides long. RefSeq lists its product as hypothetical. The record is from RefSeq and is a predicted model, not a curated record. The transcript has 3 exons. The coding region runs from base 1 to 333 and encodes 110 amino acids.